This is a messenger RNA of Dissoconium aciculare CBS 342.82, 189 nucleotides long. RefSeq lists its product as uncharacterized. The transcript has a single exon. The record is from RefSeq and is a predicted model, not a curated record. NCBI's taxonomy places the organism in Eukaryota, Fungi, Ascomycota, Dothideomycetes, Mycosphaerellales, Dissoconiaceae. The annotation marks the transcript as partial.
GUUGCGGCGCUGCAGCGCGAAAACCAGCUCAUGGUGACCGCCUGGUACGAUCUAUCGAGUCGCUUACAAAACAAUGGCGUCUCGCUCAAUCGACGGCGUCAGGAGCCGAAGAGCUGGAUCGGCAAGCAGCGCGCAUUGGUCGGCCCGAGCAGCGGCGGAAAUAGCAGUUCGGUAAGUCGAGCCUCCUGA